GAUGCUAUAAAUAGAGUACGGUACCUUAUUUCGCCUUCAGCCCUCCUCCAACGACUUCUCAUAAUUUAUUCGAGCAAAUUGAAGAAUUUCGACUGACCAUUCCUAAUCGAAGCAAGCACCAUGAAGCAAAAGGUCGUGAUUAACGUGUCUAUGAAAGACCACGCCACAAGAUUUUUUUGUUUCAGCCCCCGAAACCCUCACUCCAAAGCUUUGAAACUUGCCGGUGGCUUUCAAGGAGUUCAAUCCGUGGCACUUGUGGGUGACCAAGACCGGAUUGAGGUUACCGGAGAUGUGGAUGCAGUCAACCUCACCACUUUGCUUAGGAAGAAAGUCGGGUUCGCGAAAAUAGUGACCGUGAGCAAGCUUGACGAGAAAGACAAGAAAGAGAGCAAGGACAAGGAGGCGCCGCCCAUAGUAUGGCCGUACAUCGGCGGAGUUCCGCACCGCGAAAUUGCUUAUGUUGCGGAUCCAUACCCAAGUUACUAUGAAAACCCAUGCUCGAUCAUGUAGGAUCGAUAAGAGUUUGCUAGAUAUUUCAACAAUUUUAAAAUAUUGAAAAACUAUUAAUUUAUAACUGUUUUUUAUCUUCAUCAAUUUGUAAUAGUUUGUCUAUGUAACAGCUUUCCAACAGCCAAGUUGAUGUUUGAUUAACUUCUUCAUAAAUGUUUCAUCUUUUCGUGAGAGCAAGAUAAUAGUCAUCUAUUAAUCGUCAAUAAAUUUAUAAAAGUCUUUUUAACGACUCUUCCUCUCAUUUGAAUAUAAAAAUUUGAAAUCACAAUCCUUGAAAACAAUGAAUUAGAAAAGAGAAUUUCCUUUCCUUCUAUUUUUCUUUUCUUUAUUAGGUUAUACACAUACCAUUGUUCCUUUUCCUUCUAUUAUUCUGUGUGGAAUAAAAAAUAAGAUAUGUUGUAUCUUGAGAGUAUAGAUGCUAGAGCCUUACGCGCCUAGUUCCGUACUAUGAGAGGCGAAAUUGUUAUUAAGGACAAUGCUUACAAGACUCAAAAUGAUUGAUAUUAUUUUUCUUGUCUUUUCCAACAGAUUUCUGAUAAUUCUUAUUUUUCAUAUUAUCUAAUAUUUUUUCCAACAAUAUUAAGUAUAUCCCCAAACUGGAAUUUCGGUCAUUACCACCCACGUUGGAAUUGAACGAGGACUUGAAGAUAGUAAAGGACAACAGCUAUAGAUAUUCACAGUAGUCUGUCAUGGGAUGUUAUUGACCAUACAAAAGAGCCUCUAGUCGUUUUAAUACGUUUAUUGAAUAUCCGGUAAAAUCAUUUUUUAGAA
Messenger RNA from Eucalyptus grandis, 1281 nucleotides. RefSeq names its product disease resistance protein Pik-1. The transcript is spliced from 3 exons. Bases 121 to 510 code for a protein of 129 amino acids. The record is from RefSeq and is a predicted model, not a curated record. Lineage: Eukaryota; Viridiplantae; Streptophyta; Magnoliopsida; Myrtales; Myrtaceae.